Molecule: messenger RNA, 3108 nt
Organism: Ogataea parapolymorpha DL-1
Lineage: Eukaryota; Fungi; Ascomycota; Pichiomycetes; Pichiales; Pichiaceae
Product: NAD-specific glutamate dehydrogenase
Exons: 1
Coding region: 1-3108 (1035 amino acids)
Cellular component (GO): mitochondrion
Molecular function (GO): L-glutamate dehydrogenase (NAD+) activity
Source: RefSeq, a predicted model, not a curated record
AUGACACUUGAACAAAAGCUAGGUGGACUAACCAUCCACAACAAUUUCAGCGCAACCUCUUUCCAGAACGUGGAAAAAGCAGAUUUGCAGGGCCCCGGCUACAAAUCUGCGGUCUUCUCUGGCAAAGAGGACCAGAUGGUCCAGGUGAUGGACGAGCUCGACUCCACAGGAUUCAUCCCCGAGAACCUGAUCGAGUCUGAAACAAGGUAUUUUUACGAGUCGCUUGGCAUUGACGACACAUAUUUUGCUUCAGAGUCCGUCUCUGUCAUCGUCUCGCAUAUACUUGCCCUUUAUUCUGCAAAGGUGGAUGCCUUUGCGAGAGGGCUCACGGAUCGCCCGUUCCUGCAUCAUCGCCGUGAGACCGACGACCACGCUGUCUACUUUGAUGCCGCAGGCUGGGACGAUUUUGAGCAGGAAAUUGACGACAAAUACCUCGAUCGUGCCGUGGAGGAAACCCCCUACCGCUUGGAGUCCUUCAAUUCCAGAUUGCCGUCCGGUGACGUGGUGAAAUGCCAGUUUGUUUACAAAUGCAAGUUCGACACGCAGGGGGUGUCGGCCGGCAGCGACAUUGAGCACGUCGGAGACUCCACCUUUUUGAAAACUGCCACUCCCCACACUAAAUUGCUAUAUUCAGAAGUUUUGAACGAAUUGGCAGCCACCGAGGGUCCCGUGAUUAAACAUUUUACUGUGGCUGCCACGGGCGAACAAAGGAUUAUCAUUGGGUACCGCCGUAACAGCUCGCCUCGUUACAGCUCGGCACUCAGCACAUUGGCCAAGUACUACAAUGUGAACCUCAGACGCAAGUAUGUGGAGAACUUUGCCAAUGGCUAUUCCAUCAUCUCCAUGUACAUCGACUACACGGAUGGCCUGAGUCCUGAUGCUACCAUCUACCAGAUGGCCAAGGAGGCCUCUUUGUUGUACUGCAUUCCGAACAACAUGUUCUACAGCAAGUUCGCCAGCGGUGAGAUGUCCAUCCAGGAGUCUAUCUACGCCCAUUGCGGUGUCAUCUUCGUGACACAUUUCCUCAACAGACUCGGGCCGGAGUUCAAUGCGCUCAGAGAGCUGCUGUCGCACUCUGUCUCGCCACAGCACGCUGAAAUUAUCAGCAAGAUUAAAAAGAGACUCACGUCCGAGACGUACACCCAGUCGUACAUUGCCGAGUGUUUUGAAAACAACAAGGACCUGAUCAGCCAGCUGUACAGACAUUUUGUUGACCACCACUACACCUCGACCUCGCUACAGUCCACUCUUUCCUACCAGAGAGUGGAGAAAGUGAGUCCGAUCGAGAACGACGAGGACUUUGAGAAGGCGCUCAACAGGUCGGCUUCAGCCAACGAGGGCCACAAGCUCGUUCUGCGGGCAUUGUACUCGUUCAACAAGAGCGUUCUCAAGACCAAUUUCUUUGUCACGUCCAAGAUCGCGCUCUCUUUCAGACUGAAGCCAUCGUUCCUGCCAGAAACGGAGUAUCCACAGACACCAUUUGGAAUGUUUUUCGUUGUUGGUUCUGAUUUCAGAGGUUUCCACAUCAGAUUCAGAGACGUUGCUCGUGGAGGGAUCCGUAUCGUCAAGUCCCGGACCAAGGACAAUUACUUCACCAACAUGAGAACACUGUUUGACGAAAACUACAACCUCGCAAGCACUCAGCAGCGCAAAAACAAGGAUAUCCCAGAAGGUGGGUCUAAAGGUGUGAUUCUGCUGAACCCUGGCGCUGCCCAAGAACGUCCGAAGGAGUGCUUCACCAAGUACAUUGACUCCCUGCUGGACCUUUUGAUCAAGGAUCCUCGUAAAGAAACCAUUGUGGACCUCUACAACAAACCAGAGAUGCUGUAUAUGGGGCCAGACGAAAACACUGCAGGGUUUGUGGACUGGGCUACUCUGCACGCUCGCAAGAGAGGUGCCAAGUACGGCUUCCCUUGGAAGGCCUUCUUCACCGGAAAGUCGCCUACUCUCGGUGGCAUUCCUCACGAUGAGUAUGGAAUGACGUCUCUUAGUGUCAGAGCGUACACGGAGAAGAUCUACGAAAAGCUGGGUAUCACCGACUUAGGAAAAAUCACCAAGGUGCAGAUAGCUGGUGGAGACGGAGAUUUAGGCUCAAACGAAAUCAAGCUGUCCAGAGAAGAAAAGUACGUUGCUAUUGUUGAUGGCUUUGGAGUGGUUGUGGACGAGGACGGACUGGACAAGAAGGAGCUGUUGAGAUUGGCGCACGAGCGUAAGGGCAACCAGCACUUUGACAAAUCCAAGCUUGGGCCUAAGGGCUACUUGGUUUUGGUCGACGACACUGAUGUCAAGCUUCCAGACGGCCGUGUUAUUGCCAGCGGGUUGACGUUCCGGAACAACUUCCAUUUGACGUUGAAGGAGAACUUCCCGAACAACUUCAUCAAGCUGUUUGUUCCGUGCGGAGGCCGUCCGAACUCACUGGAUGCCAACAAUGUGCACAGCCUGAUCGACGAAAAGACCGGCAAGAGUAUCAUUCCGUUCAUUGUUGAAGGAGCUAACCUGUUCAUUACGCAGCCAGCAAAGCUGAUGCUGGAAAAAGCUGGUGCUAUUGUGUUCAAGGACGCCUCGACCAACAAGGGUGGAGUGACUUCUAGCUCGCUGGAGGUUUUGGCAGCCCUCUCGUUCGAUGACGAAGGGUUCCUCAAACACAUGUGUGUGGACUCUGCCACCAAUAAGGUUCCGGAGUUCUACAAGCAGUACGUGAAGGAGGUUCAGCAGAUCGUGGUUCGCAACGCACGCAAUGAAUUCGAGCUUUUGUGGUCGCUGAAGGAGCAGACAGGCAAGCCUUUCAGCAUCCUCAGCGACGAGCUUUCUAUGGCUAUUAACAAGUUGGCCGACGAGCUGGCCUCCUCCAAGGAAUUGUGGGAUGACGACGAGAAGUUCAGAAACGACGUGCUUACCGACGCUCUCCCUAAUUUGCUGCUCAAGCAGAUCGGCAUCCAGACCAUCCUCAAGAGAGUGCCUACGGCAUAUCUGCGGGCGAUCUUUGCGACUCGUCUGGCAUCGGAGUUUGUGUACUCUAGGGGAAUCGACAGCAACCCUGCCAAGUUCCUUGAGUUCAUUUCUUCUCUGAAACGGCGGUUCGAGGCUGCUCAGCGGACCGUCGGCUAA